Triticum turgidum subsp. durum (durum wheat) is the source of this 1806-nucleotide messenger RNA. The record is from the annotation of a GenBank genome assembly. Lineage: Eukaryota; Viridiplantae; Streptophyta; Magnoliopsida; Poales; Poaceae.
AUGGCCCAAGCUUGGGCCUUCCUCCUCCCGGUCCUCGUCCUCGGCUCCUACGCGUCCCACCUCCUCCUCCCCACCUAUAUAACCAGCUCCUUCUGCAGCGGCGGCGAUGGAGCGAGAUCCUUAUUCCUCUGCGCGCAGGCUCCCAAGGACCAGGACCCGUCUCCUGCCAGCACCAUGUACAAGACCGCCUUCCACUUCCAGCCCGCCAAGAACUGGAUGAACGAUCCAUCUGGUAUGAAUAUCUCAGGACCAAUGUACUUCAAUGGCAUCUACCAUGAAUUCUACCAGUAUAACCUCAACGGCCCCAUUUUUGGUGACAUAGUUUGGGGCCAUUCGGUUUCAACAGACCUUGUCAACUGGAUCGGGCUUGAACCCGCGUUAGUGCGGGACACCCCUAGUGACAUAGACGGUUGCUGGACCGGCUCAGUCACCAUUCUGCCUGGUGGUAAACCGAUCAUCAUAUACACUGGUGGUGACAUAGAUCAAAAUCAGGCACAAAACAUCGCGUUUCCGAAAAACCGGUCUGACCCAUACCUGAGGGAAUGGAUCAAAGCAGACAAUAACCCGGUGCUCCGACCGGACGAACCAGGGAUGAACUCGAUCGAGUUCAGGGAUCCGACAACCGGUUGGAUCGGACCGGAUGGACUGUGGAGGAUGGCAGUUGGUGGUGAGCUGAACGGCUACAGUGCUGCGCUUUUGUACAAGAGUGAAGACUUUCUGAAUUGGACAAAAGUUGAUCACCCACUGUAUUCACAUAAUGGAUCCAAUAUGUGGGAGUGUCCGGAUUUCUUUGCGGUAUUGCCGGGCAAUAACGCUGGACUGGACCUGUCCGCAGCGAUCCCACAAGGCGCCAAGCAUGCCCUCAAAAUGAGCGUGGAUUCAGUUGACAAGUACAUGAUCGGGGUGUAUGAUCUCCAUCGUGAUGCCUUUGUGCCAGAUAAUGUCGUAGAUGACCGUCGGCUGUGGCUGAGAAUAGAUUACGGCACUUUCUAUGCUUCAAAAUCAUUCUUUGACUCGAACAAGAACAGGAGGAUCAUAUGGGGUUGGUCUAGGGAGACAGAUAGUCCUUCAGAUGAUCUUGCAAAAGGUUGGGCAGGACUCCAUACAAUCCCCAGGACAAUUUGGUUAGCCGGCGAUGGCAAGCAGUUGUUACAAUGGCCAGUUGAGGAGAUUGAGUCCCUUCGAACAAAUGAAAUCAACCAUCAAGGACUAGAGCUCAACAAGGGAGAUCUAUUUGAGAUCAAGGAAGUUGACGCUUUUCAGGCUGAUGUAGAGAUAGGUUUUGAGCUGGCGUCCAUCGAUGACGCCGAUCCUUUUGAUCCUUCCUGGCUUUUGGACCCUGAGAAGCAUUGUGGGGAAGCGGGUGCAUCAGUUCCUGGUGGUAUAGGUCCAUUUGGACUUGUCAUUCUGGCCUCCGACAACAUGGACGAGCACACUGAGGUGUAUUUCAGAGUCUACAAGUCACAGGAAAAGUACAUGGUACUCAUGUGCUCUGAUCUAAGAAGGUCUUCCCUGAGACCAGAUCUGGAGAAACCAGCCUAUGGAGGCUUCUUUGAAUUUGAUCUUGAAAAGGAAAGGAAGAUAUCACUCAGAACUCUGAUUGACCGGUCGGCGGUGGAGAGCUUCGGUGGCGGUGGCAGGGUUUGCAUCACAUCCAGAGUUUAUCCAGCGGUGCUGGCCGACGUCGGCAGUGCCCACAUUUACGCUUUCAACAAUGGAAGUGCCACGGUCAGGGUGCCACAGCUCAGCGCAUGGACCAUGAGGAAGGCACAAGUGAAUGUGGAGAAGGGUUGGAGUGCUAUUUAA